AUGCCGUCAAGGCGAGACAGCCUCUUUCCUCCAGGGUCCAUUGGACAUAGUUCUCCGGUCCCUCGCACAGCUUCUUUUGAGACCCUUUCCACACAUCCACUACUUUCACCACCACCGCCUAGUUCGCCAGCACCUAUCAUUGCGGAUGUCACGCAUGCCGGAGCGCCACGUUAUGUUCCAUACACACCCAGACAGAGAGUCGCUCCCGCGUCUGCUACCACUGGCACUACCCUGCAUCCGAGUAUUGGCACCUCACAACAGCAGAAUGCUUUCCAUGGAGAUGCAACCAGCAAGCUCCAGGUUAUGAACCUCAAAGCGGCAGCUCAACGCAUAGGUCUCGAUGCUGCUAGUACUGGGUGGGCCAUUCUCGAGAAGUUGAGUACUGAGACAGAUCACGGGGCAGAGUGGAAUGAUAUAUGGAGCGUUCUGUCGAGCAACAAAGCGACACUCUUUCUGCCCAUUGAGCCGCAUCAUGCAAAUGAUGCUAUCACUCCAGAGUUCAUCAAAGAUCAUAUCGCGCUAUGCGAUAGUUCUACAAGAAGUAGCUCUCAAGUUGUUACACUUUCAGGACUGCGCGGAACACUUACUGACACUGCGCUGAUAAUCCGUUCAACCAUCCCUCCUUCCUCAACUCGAUUUCAGACCUUACUCCCAUCAACGACACCCUUAUCCGCAUUUUCUGCAUUACCCCCUCUUCCCAAUACACUUAUACAGCAACCGACACCGGCUCCUCCCUCACCAACAUCGUCGUCAUCAUCGUCUCUCCCAUUAUCUCUUCCUCAAUAUCCCACCUACGCCGUGCUAUCGCACGGACCAGCACUUCCUCUCCCUCCGAGGCCUUCUGUAUCCAAACCCCCACUUCCACCACGCCCUGGAUCUCGUGUAGCGUCUGGGUCGUCACACUCUGCUUCGCGUCUUUCGAAUCCCUUCGCUUCCUUCUUUGGCCGUAGUACACCUCCCGCAAGCCCCUCAAAUCCGCCGGCAUCCCUACAUCCGGAGGGCAAUGUCUCGUCAUCGAACACAGCAUCUACGGCGCCUCUGCCAAUCGCGCCCAGCAUCUCGACAUCACCUCAAACGGGCGGAUCUUCUGCUCUAGGAACGGACCGAGCAAGCGCGGAACACGUAACAGACAUUCCAGCAUACACUCUGGCGACCUGCAUCGAUCGCACAGCGCUUGGCCGGUCACUCUCAGAUGCGAUCAUUGGGGAGAUGCGCGCUGCAUUAUGGGAAGCUGGUGUGCCGUCGUGGGCUGUGGAGCGCGUAGAACGCUUUGCAAAACCAUUGUUCCCUCUCACUCAUGGCCCUGCUGGGAGUCUAGACAGAGUCGCAAGUGCAGGAAAGGCUGGAGAGGGCGCAGACUCAAGUGGAGCAAGCAAAAUUAUGAAUGGUAAGGUCAACAGGAAGGGUGACGUCGAGUGGUCGAUCAGCAUUGGUUUGCCGGAGGAGCGCGCUGAAAGCAUAACGGAGAAGUUUCAGGAAUUCUAUGCAGACAUGGAGGAGACCGUCUGGGAGCGUCUGUCUAAAGACGAACGGAAGCGCCGCAAGAAUUUUGUGCAGGGCAUCCACUUCGGGAAGAAGAAUAGGAGCUCAGAGAAUGCCACUAGUAUCCGCAGUGAUAGCGACAGCGGUGGUGAGACGGAGGACCCCGUUGAUGAGAAAGAUGAGGAGAGCGAAGAAGAUAAGGAACAUCGAAGAGAGACACGGGUGCGAGAGAUCAUGGACGCAGUUGAGCGCGUACUAUGUACCUUGUUCUAUGACAGGCUGUUUCUUCUGGCAAGCUCGGAUGACGCUUCUCACGACGAAGCUUUGUCCAGCCGUAUAGCCGCAGUUAAUCUGCUCGACCUUGGGUUGUCGCAUCUGGGUGUUGAUGUGGGUGGCUCAAGUAAGGAGGUCGAGGCUGUGGUAAUGGAAUGUGGUCAAAUCCUCGCUCAGCUCGAUACUAUACACCGUACCCCUGCAGACAAAGCGGCGCUGCUCGUUUCGGUCCAUAAGAUCAUUGUUGAUGGUUUAUCGAAGCUGCCCCCUAUUGGGCUUAGAUCUGAGGACGAGAUGUUGGAUGAGAAAACUCCUCGUGCAUCCACAUUCGGUCACAAUAUCACAGAGGAUGAAGAGGAUGAGGAUGACCGCCGCGAUCACGAUACCACGAUGAAAGAGGAGCCUAGCUUGCAGGUUCAGGUCUCUGUUCCGCCAUCCGAGACCAUUCCUUCAUCUCCAACGAUCGUCCUAUCUCCGGAGGAAAGCACUGCACAGAAGCUAUUGCAUGAACCUUCUGCAUCUCCGCCAGAUACCGGCCGCACGCGACUGUCGCCAAAUGAUUCAUCGCCACAAAAACCUAUGUCUUCACGCAGUCGAUCCUCAUCACGAGCACCUUCCCCUCAUGCCACGCCCCCAACGCCCGUCUCAGGGGAUGUGAUCCUUCCACUCAUGAUCUUCGCCGUCGUCAAGGCGAACCCGCCGCGACUUGUUUCAAACCUCCUGUACAUACAGCGCUUCCGCAGAGAGAGCGCUGGAGGAGGCGAGGAAGGCUACUGUCUGAUCAACCUGAUGGCCGUGGCUGAGUUUCUGGAAAACGUGGAUCUGGCUGCGCUUGGGCUAGGGGAGAGCGAAAAGUCAGUCCUAAGCGCGGCACAGCUGAGUCCGAUUCCGCUCGCUCGCUCGGUGCGCAUACCCGGUUCCGAACCUACAUCGCCUCAAGUCACGCAAGCCAGCCUCCGCGGUCGCGUAGAACAGCAAGUAGAUGCUAUUGCGGGCUCUGCAAACAAGGUCAUUUCGGGGGUCGUAGACACCUCGUUUGGUGUCCUCCGUUCCCUCCUUCCAGGCCAAAGUCAAGUACAAGGUACCCCCGCCAAUGCCACUGAGAGCGAAGAGCCUUCCCGACCAGGGUUCGGUAUCCUACGGCGGGAUACUGGGUUCUCGAUAGCCAGUCUCGCGGCGUCUCUGCCGGGGAACCGUGCGCGGUCGACGACCGCCAACGAAGAAUCAGGGCAGCAGAUGGUGGAGGUUCCGUCGAGACCCGGGUCGAGCCGCUCUAUGCGCGGCGCAGACGGAGACGCACCUGCUUCGGAAGACGAGUCCGCCGACGACAGCGCGAACGAGGAGGAGGAGGGAGAGGAAGAAGAGGACUACGAGCACGACACGCGGAGCAUCCGCAGCUUCGAGAGCAUGAUGAGCAGCAGGGCGACACGCAAGGGCAAGCGACGGCCGGCCAGCGGGCGCAUGAGCCUCACGGACCGCCUGGCGAACAUGCCCGGCCUGUCGCGGCUGUCGCAGAACCAGUCCCACGACGGCGCAAAGGUGAGGCAGACACGCCCUGCUGCGCCCCGCUGCGUCCGCGCUGACCCUGCUCCCCCUGACCUGCAGCAGGGCCCCGGCUCGCCCUCGUCGCGCCGCUCGUCGCUGCUGCUGCCCGCGGGGCCCGCCGCGCCGCGCUUCGACUCGCCGGCGUCGUCGAGGGCCGCGUCGCCGAUCGCGAUCCGCAUCUCGCCCCCGAACCCGCGCUUCCUCGCGUGCACGGAGGACGACAUCCGGGUGUCCGAGGUCGGCGAGCUCCUGCGCGAGUACAAGCGGCUCGUGGAGGCGGUCCGCGCCAUGGGCGGCUUCCAUGAGGACUGA
Molecule: messenger RNA, 3612 nt
Organism: Fibroporia radiculosa
Lineage: Eukaryota; Fungi; Basidiomycota; Agaricomycetes; Polyporales; Fibroporiaceae
Exons: 7
Coding region: 1-3612 (1203 amino acids)
Biological process (GO): vesicle-mediated transport
Cellular component (GO): endocytic vesicle; cytosol
Molecular function (GO): guanyl-nucleotide exchange factor activity; small GTPase binding
Source: RefSeq, a predicted model, not a curated record